GGAAGUGGAGCUCAGUUUUCAAACGAAAACCUCCUGACUGGCAGGGUAGCAAUAGUUUGUGUGUGAUCGUAAAACAAGAAAACAAACGCCUUUUGGACGUCUUCACGCUUGGAAGAGACAAUAAAAAGACAUUUCUUUCUGGAAACAGUUUUGGAUAACUGAAAGGAAGAUACCGCUUCUUAUUUUUUGCUCCCCCCCCAGGAUAGUUUGACACGACAGCGCUCGUUUUACGCCGGGCUGUGAGAGUCGGAACUGUGUGUGUGUGUGACGGACUGGUUCAUGAAAAAUGUACACUUUUUGUCAAGGAGAAUUUGUUUGCAAUGCUGGUGUUACGAGAAGUGAUCUGUGAUGGGACUUGUCUGGACUUUUCUUCAAGUUAUUAACAACAACAGUUAUAAGCAACGGCAUACAGUUUACAAUAUUAUUAUAAUACAAUACAUAGAUGCGUUUUUAGAAACGAGUUAUUAAACUAAAGAAAGUGACCGGGAGCUGCUGUUGAAAGACGGGCUAUUAUUAUUAUUAUUAUUAUUAUUAUUAUUAUUAUUAUUAUUAUUAUUAUUCUGUGCCAAUGAUGUCUAGGAAGAGGUCGGAGAGUAAGUCUUCUCCGCCGGGACUGCUCACUGAAAUUCAGACCCCGAUCAGGACGGACGGUUUGGAUAAUCAUUACCACAUCACCUCAGACGAACUUGGCAGGGGUAAAUUUGCCGUGGUUAAGAAGUGUGUUGAGAAGUCCACGGGGAAGGAGUAUGCUGCCAAGUUCCUGAAGAAGCGUCGGAGAGGCCGUGACUGCAGAGUGGAGAUCGUGCACGAGGUGGCGGUUCUAGAAUCAGCGCGGUGGAAUUCACGCGUGAUCAACCUGCACGAGGUGUACGAAACAGAGCAUGAGAUCGUCCUGGUCCUGGAGUAUGCGGCGGGGGGCGAGAUCUUUGAUCACUGUGCUUCGGAGGAGGCGCUGACAGAGAGGCAGAUCACCCGGCUCCUCAGACAGACCCUGGAGGGAGUGCACCUGCUGCACCAGAGCAACCUGGUGCACCUCGACCUCAAGCCACAGAACAUCCUGCUGACCAGCCUGUCUCCCCUGGGGGACAUCAAGAUCGUGGACUUCGGCCUGUCGAGGAGGCUGGGGACAGGCAGCGAGCUGCGUGAGAUCACGGGUACCCCGGAGUACGUGGCACCAGAAAUACUAAACUAUGAACCCAUAACAACAGCAACAGACAUGUGGAGUGUGGGGGUGAUCGCGUACAUGCUGGUGACAGGUGAAUCUCCAUUUGCGGGAGACAACAAGCAGGAAACCUACCUGAACGUGUCACAGGUCAACGUGGACUACUGCAAAGAGGCCUUCGCUAGCGUGUCAGAGCUAGCUGUCGACUUCAUCAGGAAGCUGCUUGUCAAAUCGGCAGAGUGAGUAAUCACACACACGCACACACACAGUCGGCAGAGUGAGUAAUCACACACACGCACACACACAGUCUGCCAUUCCUGAUACAACAUAGAGAGAAAAUGGACAAUUGAGCUCAUAAUAAAACCUGCACUGCUGUGGGAGUCUUCUUUCCAUUCCUGUGUGGGGUACCAGCAUGCUUGACGACAAUAAUACGUCUUUGUAAUAACACCAAAGAUAUUUUGUCUGUUAAGUUUUGUGAAUGGGGCUCUCAGUGUAUUACAGAAUUGCAUGACAAAGGUUCAGACCCAACCUUGAACAGUCUAUAGUGUAAAUCGGCAAUAAGAAUGUUAUUAUUUUACCUU
This is a messenger RNA of Polyodon spathula (Mississippi paddlefish), 1743 nucleotides long. Its product is annotated as serine/threonine-protein kinase 17B-like. NCBI's taxonomy places the organism in Eukaryota, Metazoa, Chordata, Actinopteri, Acipenseriformes, Polyodontidae. The transcript has 6 exons. Gene Ontology annotation, cellular component: nucleus. Gene Ontology annotation, molecular function: ATP binding; protein serine/threonine kinase activity. Gene Ontology annotation, biological process: intracellular signal transduction; protein phosphorylation; positive regulation of apoptotic process. The coding region runs from base 569 to 1405 and encodes 278 amino acids. The record is from RefSeq and is a predicted model, not a curated record.